CUGCACCGCCCACCCAGUUUUGCCUGCUGUCUUUAUUAUAUUGGCUUUGUGUUCUGGACUAGUUAUCAUUGUCUUUUCUUAAACUUGUUUUUUCUCGUAAUGAGAUAUUUCUCAGUAAGAGAAAAUAGUCCAGUUUUUUAAUUAAUGCAGUAGUUUUUGCUUCAAAGACAGGAGAUAAUCGUCAACACGUUCUUGGACUGCUGGACUUUGUUCUUGAAAAUUCAGGCUUCUGGAAUUCUGGUUCUUUAACUGGUUGAGCUGACACCCUGCAUGAGAUCAGUAGUGGUGAAUUUCUCUUUCUCCCUUUCAGCUAAUAUCUUUACCUUAGUCAGAGAUGAUGACUUGGCUUUUGCUUGCACUUCUGUGUUCCAUCCAAAUACCACUGGCUCCAGGUGUCAUGGCACAAGACGAAGAACAAAGCAAUUACCAGCAUGACAGUGCAGAUGAAAAUGUGGAAUAUGCAUAUGGUGCCGAUGAGGAUGAUGAGGUGGGUGACAGCAAAGCAAAAAGAAUCACUGAGGAUGACAUUGAGAGUGAUGAUCAAGAUGAUCAUCUUGAAUAUAAUCAUGGUGAGAGUGAUGAUCAUGAUGAUAAUUAUGAUGAAGAUAGCAGUGAUGAGGAAUACGCUGCAAAUGAUGAUAGCAGUGAUAACGAUCCGGAUGACAGUGAUGAACCUGACAGUAAAGAGAAUGAUGAUGAUGAUAAUGAUCAUCACAGUGAUAAUAUAGAUAACAAUGAUGAACCUGAUGACAGAGCGGAUAAUAAUGAUCUAGAUGACAGUUAUGAAUCUGAUGACACAGAGGAUAAUGAUGAUGAUGAAAAUGAGGAUCACACUGAUAAUCUGGAAGACAGUGAUGAACCUGAUGACAGAGUGGAUGAUGAUGAUAAUCUAGAUGACAGUUAUGAAUCUGAUGACAGAGAGGAUAAUGAUGAUGAUGAAGAUGAGGAUCACACUGAUAAUCUGGAUGACAGUGAUGAACCUGAUGACAGAGAGGAGGAUGAUGAUGACCACACUGAUAACAAUCUGGAUAUUGGAGAUGAAACUAAUGUCAGAGGGGACAAUGAUGACAACGAUAAAGAUGAUGAUGUUGAUCACAGUGAUAACAAUCUGGAUGACAGUGAUGAACUUGAUGACAGAGAGGAUAAUGAUGAUAAUGAUGAUGAUCAUGAUCUAGAUGACGGUUAUGAACCUGAUGACAGAGAGGAUAAUAAUGACGAUGAUGAUGAUGAUGAUCACAGUGAUAAUCUGGGUGACAGUGAUGAACCUGAUGACAGAGAGAAUAAUGACGAUGAUGAUUAUCACAGUGAUAAUGAUCUAGAAGAGCAUGAGAAAGAUGGAAAUGAUGAUGGGACUGAUAACAUCACAGAUGAACAUCAAAAUACAGAUGGCCGUGAUGACAGCAGUAAUGAAGAAGGUGAUGCCACCAGUGAUAGAGAUGAUUCUACUAACAGAGAUGACCAUGAACAGCACCAAGAAGCUCUCCAUAGUGACGAUCAAGACAAUGGAGAGGACAAUGGUGUGCAUGGACACUAUCAGGAGGGAUCUAUUUGUAGCUACUGUUCGCUCUGUAAGCACUGUGAUGUCUGUAAUAAAUGCCCAUGUGAAGAUGGAGACGACUCAGAGCACUGCAAACACUGCCAGUCAUGUUACUUCUGCCAAGCUUGUCCUUUAAUAUGUGAGACAAUUUGUGAACCCGGGGGCUACAUUGAUGAAUUGUCUAGAUCGCUCUACCAGACAAUAGCUAAAGCUUAGGAGCGGCCUGGACACCGAACCCCAAUCGUCACUGUAUGACUGAAGAAAAAAACACAUACUCUCAUCCUGGGAAUUUUAUUAAUGAUCAUUAAAAUAAAUUCAGGGUUUGGCA
This is a messenger RNA of Paramormyrops kingsleyae, 1865 nucleotides long. RefSeq lists its product as uncharacterized. Gene Ontology annotation, molecular function: calcium ion binding. Lineage: Eukaryota; Metazoa; Chordata; Actinopteri; Osteoglossiformes; Mormyridae. The record is from RefSeq and is a predicted model, not a curated record.